Molecule: messenger RNA, 3584 nt
Organism: Cynoglossus semilaevis (tongue sole)
Lineage: Eukaryota; Metazoa; Chordata; Actinopteri; Pleuronectiformes; Cynoglossidae
Gene: acap3a
Product: ArfGAP with coiled-coil, ankyrin repeat and PH domains 3a
Exons: 26
Coding region: 165-2663 (832 amino acids)
Cellular component (GO): cytoplasm
Molecular function (GO): protein binding; GTPase activator activity
Source: RefSeq, a predicted model, not a curated record
UAAACCAGAGCCGAACAGAGUGAAGGCGGGAGCGGACAGUGCAGGAGCAGAACACCGAGGCAGUGUCACUGUAGCGGAUACUAACGUCUGUGGUUUGUUCAGCCCCGGGAGAUGAAACUCCAAUUCUGAGUGUGUGGAAAAGUGUUUAACUCCAGUCUGGGACAAUGACGGUGGAUUUUGAAGAUUGUAUCAAGGAUUCUCCCCGAUUUCGGGCCAGCAUCGAUGAGGUGGAGACUGAGGUGGUGGAGAUUGAGGCGAAGCUUGAUAAGCUGGUGAAGCUCUGCAGCGGCAUGAUCGAAGCAGGGAAGGCGUACGUCGGCGCCAACAAGCUUUUCGUCAACGGUGUUCGUGAUCUGUCUCAGCAGUGCAAGAAAGACGUGAUGAUCUCUGAGUUUCUGGAAAAGUGCAGCGAAAGCCUCCAGGAGAUCAUCAACUACCACAUGAUUCUGUUUGACCAGGCUCAGCGCUCGGUAAAGCAGCAGUUGCACAACUUUGUGAAAGAGGAUGUGCGUAAGUUCAAGGAUACCAAGAAGCACUUCGACAGAGUGCGGGAGGAUAUGGAGAUCGCACAGGUGAAGAACGCUCAGGCGCCGAGGAACAAACCUCACGAGGUGGAGGAAGCCACCUCCACCCUCAGCAUCACCCGCAAGUGCUUCAGACACCUGGCCCUGGACUACGUGCUACAGAUUAACGUCCUACAGGCCAAGAAGAAGUUUGAAAUCCUCGAUGCGAUGCUGUCAUUCAUGCACGCCCAGUACUCACUUUUCCAGCAGGGCUACAAUCUGCUGGACGAAAUUGAUCCGUACAUGAAGAAGCUGGCCGCUGAGCUGGUUCAGCUGGUGAUCGACUCAGCCAUGGAGAAGAGGGAAAUGGAGCACAAACACGCCACCAUUCAGCAGAGGACUCUUUUACAGGAUUUCUCCUAUGACGAAUCUAAAGUGGAAUUCAAUGUUGACGCUCCUAAUGGUGUGGUGAUGGAGGGCUACCUGUUCAAGAGGGCCAGCAAUGCCUUUAAGACCUGGAACAGACGGUGGUUCUCCAUACAGAACAGUCAGCUGGUCUAUCAGAAGAAGCUGAAGGACUCUCUGACAGUGGUGGUAGAAGACCUGCGGCUCUGCUCAGUCAAACCCUGUGAGGACAUCGAGCGGCGGUUCUGCUUCGAGGUCGUAUCUCCAUCGAAGAGUUGUAUGCUCCAGGCUGAAUCGGAGAAGCUAAGACAGGCUUGGAUUCAGGCAGUUCAAGCCAGCAUUGCUUCAGCCUACAGAGAGAGUCCAGACUCCUAUUACAUAGAGCACCUGGACAGAACUGCGUCACCGUCCACCAGUAGUAUUGACUCAGCCAGUGAGACACGGGACCGCAGCGCCCGGAGUGAGACCAUCCUGCAGAGGAUUCAGAGUCUCCCAGGGAACGAGCAGUGCUGUGACUGCGGCCAGGCCGACCCACGCUGGGCCUCCAUCAACCUGGGCAUCCUGCUGUGCAUCGAGUGUUCAGGCAUCCACAGGAGUCUCGGUGUUCACUGUUCCAAGGUUCGCUCACUCACGCUAGACUCAUGGGAACCAGAAUUAUUGAAGCUGAUGUGUGAACUCGGAAACAGCGUCAUCAACCACAUCUAUGAAGGCUCUUACCAAGAACAAGGUCUGAAGAAACCUCAACCGUCCAGUUCAAGGCAGGAGAAAGAGGCCUGGAUCAGGGCAAAGUAUGUGGAGAAGAAGUUCCUGAAGAAGCUCAGCUGCAGAGAGAUUUUCAUCAACGGGGACAGCAAACCAGAGCGCCGGUGGAGUGUGAAGAAGUGUCGCAGACACAACAGCGCCACCACUGUGUCCAAAACACGGAGGAGAUACCGUCAGGAGGCUGGAAGCACGUCGCCGUCGACCCUGUCUGCGGCAGCUGCUAAGUUCAGACGGGAGUCCCUGUUCUGUCCAGACGAACUGGACACUCUCUUCUCCUACUUUGACACAGGAUCUGGACCCAGAAGUCUCAGCAGUGACAGUGGGCUGGGAGGCAGCACAGACGGCAGCACAGACAUCCUGGUGUUUGGCUCGGUGGUGAACAGCGUCACAGAGGAGGAGUGUGAAGCGUCUGAUGACUCCAGUGGAGAAGCCGAGCUGGAGGCAGAGCCCGAGGCUUCAGACCCAGAGGACGUACGUGAUCUCCAUCCUGGAAACCUGCUGUACAAAGCCUCAAAGGCCCGAAACCUGCCCGUCAUGGCCGAAGCUCUGGCUCACGGUGCUGACGUCAACUUGGUGAACGCUGAGGACGAGGGCAAGACGCCUCUGAUCCAGGCUGUGAUUGGGGGUUCACUGAUUGCCUGCGAGUUCCUGCUCCAAAAUGCUGCUGACGUCAACCAAAGAGACGCCAGAGGAAGGUGUCCUCUGCACCACGCCACCUAUCUGGGACACACAGGGCAGGUGUGUUUAUUCCUGAAGAGAGGAGCGACGCAGACCGAUGAAGACGAGGACGGCCAGGACCCUCUGAGCAUAGCUGUGCAGCAGGCUAACGCGGAUAUAGUCACACUGCUACGAUUGGCCAGAAUGAACGAGGAGAUGCGGGAGUCAGAAGGACCCUUUGGACAACCAGGUCAAUAUCCAAUCAGCAGUCCCACUGAGCAGCAGUAUAGGAAGUGUAUUCAGGAGUUUAUCUGUCUGAAUAUAGCAGAGUGCUAGAAGUCCGUCCAGUCAGGUGACGCCACCUACUUGGACAUCUUUCGAGAAUUUUCCCACAUGGCCUCCCACAACCCGGAAAAGUUGAAACGAAGAAGCGUUCACUUCCGGCACUCCUUCAGGUAGUCGGCCGACGGACGACAUCACGGCCUUAAGGAGUGCAAUCUUCCUGCCACUAUUCACAGCAGUAGUCAUCAUAUGUGAUGUAAAUGUAGAAUACUGAUAAUACAAAUAUCAUCCACUAAUGUACACGGCAUGCUUUAAAAGAAAAGAAAAGAAAAAUGACAAGAUUGAAGGCGUUUCAGUGAUGCUGUUGUUAGCCAUCGUUGAGUAUUUUAUUGUAUUGUAAGCUGAAUUUACGUGUGCUGUUCUCAAAUCAGACUUGUAUUUCAUUUUUUAUUCUACAUGUAGGGAUUUGCUGGUCAUUUCUCUUUAUAUAAAAAAAUAUAUAGGUUUAUACGUUUUUAGAUUUUCUUUUUGUUAUAAUGUCAAGCACUUGUUUCUUUUUCUCUGCUUCUACCGUCUUUCAUUCUUUGACCACUGAAGGAAUUCCCUCAAUAUUCUCUAUACACAGUAUACUGUAUAUUGCAUGCAUUUUACUCCCAUUGUACUCCAUUACUUCUGAACUCAGCAGCUGCAUGGAAACAGAUCAAAUAGAUCAUUAUUAUCGUUAGUAUUCAGAACAAUCGACACGUUGUUAUUUUUCUUCCUUUGUUGUGAUUGGACUAUGCUGGCGUCUUCUCUUUCGUAGUCCUGUUGUUUUUUUAAUGUAAAAUGGCAGCACCAUCGCUGUGACUGUGUAAAUGCUGUACAAGCAAAAAUGUUAAUAUAUCUGAAAGGACAGGAAACCUGAUGUGGAGCUGGACCGAAUGAACAGUGUCUGUGUUUACAUGCUGAAUGUGCAUUAAAAUAUUUCUGUUUAAA